Molecule: messenger RNA, 766 nt
Organism: Cornus florida
Lineage: Eukaryota; Viridiplantae; Streptophyta; Magnoliopsida; Cornales; Cornaceae
Product: disease resistance protein L6-like
Exons: 2
Coding region: 1-603 (200 amino acids)
Biological process (GO): defense response; signal transduction
Molecular function (GO): ADP binding
Source: RefSeq, a predicted model, not a curated record
AUGGUGGAUUGCAAGAGAAGCAAUGGACAAUCGAUUCUGCCAAUCUUCUAUGAUGUUGAACCAUCGGAUGUGAACCAUCAAUCUGGGAGUUACGAGGAAGCCUUUUGCAAGCACGAGAACUGUUUUGAUGAAUGCACUGUUAUGAAAUGGAAAGAGGCACUCACACAGGUUGGAGAACUCCAUGGUUGGCAUGUCAACAAAGAAGCUGAUGGGCAUCAAGGGGAAUUAGUAGAAACGAUUGUUCAAACAGUGUCGUUGAACCUGAAGAAAAAAUGCAUGUUUACAAGUGACUACUUAGUUAUGAUUGAUGAUCAUCUGAAUGAAAUGAUGAGAUUAUUAAAUGUUGGUUCAAAUGAUGUAAGGAUUGUUGGUAUCCUUGGCAUGGGUGGUAUUGGCAAGACAACUAUUGCCAAGUCCAUUUACAACAAGCUCCUCCAAGACUUUAAAAAUUGUUGUAGCUUCCUUGCGGAUGUUCGGGAAAAGGUCAAACAAUACAAAGAUAAAGGUAUUGUUGAUUUGCAGAACCAGCUUCUCAACGACACUCUUAAACCGCACCCUCUCAUUACUAAUGUUAACGAUGGAAUCGAAGUUAUCAAAAGUUGAUUUCUCAAUAAGAAAGUUUUCAUUGUUCUUGACGAUGUGGAUGAAGAGUCUCAAUUUGAUUGACAUCGUGAUUGGUUUGGUCCAGGAACUAGGAUCAUAGUUACAACAAGAGACAAACAUGUUUUAAAUAGUCUUAAAGUGGAAGAGACUUACGAACCUCCAU